Molecule: messenger RNA, 1040 nt
Organism: Penaeus vannamei (Pacific white shrimp)
Lineage: Eukaryota; Metazoa; Arthropoda; Malacostraca; Decapoda; Penaeidae
Source: RefSeq, a predicted model, not a curated record
AGAGAGAGAGAGAGAGAAAGAGAGAGAGAACGAGAGAGAGAGAGAGAAACUUCCUUCAUUCACUACGCAACUUUGAUGUGUAAAUGUAUAAUCAUUUCGACAGCGUUCCGUUUUGAAACACUAAUCAGGUUAACUCCACACGAAUGUUAGGAUAACACAACUGAACAACUAAACUACACUGAAACAAGAUAAGUUUACGUGACCAUUGAGAUAACACAAACACUUUAGAGUCUGAACUAUCCUUGUAAAUAAAUAUACCUGAACAGAGGUGUCAGAUAUAUUGAGAAUGGUAGUCGUAAUUUUCAUCACUAAUAUAGGAGUUAUCUCCCAAGAGAGCAGAGUGGAAGGAGGGAUCGAACGUCAAGGAAACAUCGAUAGAAAGCUAAGAGACGUAUUUACAGAAGAUGAGUGUUGGCGGUGGCCAGACAAAGAGCAUAGCGGCCAUACGCACAGCUUUGUCAAAAAUCAUUAGCCUGAAUAAUGAUUUCUCGGCAGUCCUCAGGGAGCACGAGGACACGUAUCCUCUGACCAAGACUAAGUCAGUUAACACUUCACCUGGGGACAGAAAAAGAAAACUGGAAGGCUUGAAUGAACCAGAAAAAUCAAAGAAAAAAGCAGAUACCAUCCUAGAGAAGUCAUGCAAUCAGCCACACCAGGUCGAGACAGAGGAAGAGGGCUGUAACAAGACCAUAUGGAAUGUGAGCAGUAUUACAGGGAAGGCGAUUUUGGAAGAGCUUGAGAAAAAUGCUGCAUCCCUGAAUGUUGACAUAUGUGUUGCAGCAAAAAGCCUCGUAAUUGCACAGGUGAAAUUGAUGGCAGGUCUUGCAAGGGAUGGAGAGAACUUUGACAGAAUCGACUGUAAUUUCAGGAUCUUGUUUUCGCGCGGGACAGCGCCGGGCCCGCGCCUCUUUCGUCAUCGGGGAGCUGGCCGCCACGAAUGCCACGCCGCACCUCUUGUGGACACAACAACAGCUCUCAUCUUAUUACUUACGAAAGAGCGUUCUCGGGAUCGUUGCUACUCGCCUUCAUGUUACAUUUGA